AUGGCCAAGGCCCCAACUCAUGGAGCCAACCGUAACGACUCCCACCACCCAGAAGCUGCUUCUGGACCAAGCCAAGAGGACAGAAGACUCCUCUCUGACGACCCCCUCGCCCACGAUGAACCCCACGACGGCAGCGUCGCCAGCGGCGGCGGCGGCGGGUACUUUGUGACGAAGCAUGCGACAUCCCUCCGCUCGCCCGGAACGCCACGGACCCCGAACCGCGUCCGCUUCAACCCAAUACCCUCCAUUUUCGAACCGCCACCGCCGCGCGCCUCCAUGACGAGGAGCAAUGGCUCCGCUCGCCACAGCCGCGACAGUUUUGACGUCGACGACGAGCUCUUUCAGCACGCACCCAGCGGCGACGACCACGACGAGCACCACCGCCUGCCCCUGCUGACCGACAUAGAGGCUCCCUCGGUCGCUCUCGCCAACAGUCCCUGGGGCGCCGGCGGCGAAGACGUACAGGAGUGGGCUGAGCAGGAGCGCGCACGACCCAAGUCAGGUCUGCGCAUGGCUUUUAUGAACAUGGCCAAUUCUAUCAUUGGCGCUGGCAUCAUCGGCCAGCCCUACGCCUUCAAGCAGGCGGGACUGCUGGCCGGUACCAUCCUGCUGGUCGUCCUCACAAUUGUCGUCGACUGGACCAUCUGCCUGAUUGUCAUUAACAGCAAGCUUUCCGGGAGCAACAGUUUCCAGGGGACAGUGGAACACUGCUUCGGCAGGACUGGGCUCAUCGCCAUCUCCGUUGCGCAAUGGGCGUUUGCAUUCGGUGGCAUGGUCGCCUUUGGAAUCAUCGUCGGCGACUCGAUACCACCCGUUCUCAUGGCCAUCUGGCCCGAUUUGAGGCAGAUGCCGGUAUUUGGCCUCUUGGCGAACCGGCAGGUCGUCAUUGUGAUUUUUGUCCUAGGCAUUAGCUACCCGUUGACCUUGUACCGGGAUAUCGCAAAACUGGCGAAAGCAAGCACGUUGGCUCUCAUUAGCAUGGGAGUCAUCGUGACAACCGUCGUGGUUCAGGGAGCUCUUACUCCUAAGUCAGAGCGUGGUUCCUUCUCACCCGCCCUUUUGACUGUGAAUACCGGCAUCUUUGAAGCCAUCGGAGUGAUUUCUUUCGCCUUCGUUUGCCACCACAAUUCCCUUCUCAUCUAUGGCUCCCUCAAGACGCCGACGAUCGACCGCUUUUCACGCGUCACGCAUUACUCGACCGGCAUCUCCAUGGUUGCCUGCCUCUUGAUGGCCCUGGCAGGGUUUCUAACCUUUGGUGAUAAAACGCUCGGCAACGUUCUCAACAACUUCCCCUCGGACAAUGUGAUGGUCACCCUGGCCCGCCUGUGCUUUGGUCUGAACAUGCUGACGACGCUUCCCCUCGAGGGAUUCGUUUGCCGCGAAGUUAUGUUCAACUACUUCUUCCCGGGCGAGCCUUUCAACAUGAACCUCCACCUCAUCUUUAGCUCUGCCCUCGUUGUUUCUGCCAUGAUCAUUAGUCUUCUCACAUGCGACGUCGGCGUCGUUUUUGAGCUCGUGGGUGCCACCUCGGCGUGUGCGAUGGCAUAUAUUCUCCCGCCGUUAUGCUACAUCAAGCUCACCACCAGGUCGUGGAAGACAUACGUUGCCGCUGGCAUCGUCGUUUUCGGCACCUUGGUCAUGGUGAUCAGUUUGGUACAAGCGAUCGCCAAGAUGAUUCGCAACGAUGGCGGACCGGCGCAGUGCAUGUAA
Molecule: messenger RNA, 1710 nt
Organism: Colletotrichum graminicola M1.001
Lineage: Eukaryota; Fungi; Ascomycota; Sordariomycetes; Glomerellales; Glomerellaceae
Product: transmembrane amino acid transporter
Exons: 4
Coding region: 1-1710 (569 amino acids)
Biological process (GO): amino acid transmembrane transport
Cellular component (GO): endoplasmic reticulum
Molecular function (GO): amino acid transmembrane transporter activity
Source: RefSeq, a predicted model, not a curated record